UGUGAAUGUUGGUGAUGGAGCUUGUGGUAAGACAUGCUUGCUCAUAGUCUUCUGCAAGGACUAAUUCCCAGAGCUUUAUGUGCCCACAGUGUUUGAAAACUAUGUGGCAGAUAUCCAAGUGGAUGGAAAACAAGAGGAUUUGGCUUUGUGGGACACAGGAAGAUUAUGAUUGCCUAAGGCCUCUCUCCUAUCCAGACACUGAUGUUAUACUGAUGUGUUUCUCCAUCGACAGCCUUGAUAGUUUAGAAAACAUCCCAGAAAAAUGGACUCCUGAAGUCAACCAUUUCUGUCCCGAUGUGCCCAUCAUCCUGGUUGGGAACAAGAAGGAUCUUCGGAAUGAUGCGCACACAAGACAAGAGUUAGCCAAAAUGAAGCAGGAGCCGGUAAAACCUGAGGAAGGCAGAGAUACAUCAAACAGGAUUGGCGCUUUGGGGUACAUGGAGUAUCUAGCAAAGACCAAAGAUGGAGUGAGAGAGGUUUUUGAAAUGGUCACGAGAGCUGCUCUGCAAGCCAGACGUGGGAAGAAAAAAUCUGGGUGCCUCAGUUUGUGAAGCCUUGUGCAAGCACAGCCUUCAUGAGGUUAAUUUCGAAGUGCUGUUUAUUAAUCUUAGUGUAUGAUUACUGGCCUUUUCAUUUAUCUAUAAUUUAUCUAAGAUUACAAAUCAGAAGUCGUCUUGCUACUAGUAUUUAGAAGCCAGCCAUGAUUAUUAAUGAUGUUCGACCUGUCUGCCCAGCCAGGGUCUUUCUGACACUUCUCUAACAGCCCUCUCUGAACUCCACCUGACACCAGGCACUGAGUCAAAGAAGUUCUUAACUUCUUGCUUCUUUCUAGAAAGAAACAGUUGGUAACUUUUGUGAAAUAGGCUGUAACUGCUUUAUAACUAACAUGCCCUGCCUCUCAUCUGUCAGCUGCAAGGAACUCUGGUGAGUCACUACUUCAGAGCUUUCCUCCUAACAGAUCCCAUUGGCAGAGCUCUGGGGAAGGCAUCCAGCUUUUUGAAAACUUGCUCAGCCAGAAAGGCCCAAGUCCACACAGCUGUGGCAGAGUUACAGUUCUGUGGUGUCAUGUU
Molecule: messenger RNA, 1070 nt
Organism: Peromyscus eremicus (cactus mouse)
Lineage: Eukaryota; Metazoa; Chordata; Mammalia; Rodentia; Cricetidae
Product: transforming protein RhoA-like
Exons: 1
Coding region: 78-551 (157 amino acids)
Biological process (GO): cell migration; stress fiber assembly; small GTPase-mediated signal transduction
Cellular component (GO): cleavage furrow; dendritic spine
Molecular function (GO): GTP binding; GTPase activity
Source: RefSeq, a predicted model, not a curated record